GCGGUACCGUUUGAUUCGUCGCGUUCCCUAAUCCAGUAAUUUCCUGCUUAAGUCUUCGGCUCCUGGGAGAGGAAAUUCUGUCGGGGACUUUCUGCUCCGCUUACCACCACCCCUAUCUCCGAUCAGCCACCGCAACCGUGCUUACUCGCCCCCUAAUUUCCUUUUCAGGCUUCCCAAUUCUUUCUUGGCUGUAGCUCACAGGUUCAAUUCAACCCUCUCGUCUCCGUUUCACUGCUCCGUGUAGUAGAAAUGGCAUAUUUAGGCUUGUAGGGUUUCGUGGAUCCUCUCUCUCAAUCCUCGAAAUCACCCUGUUUCAGAUCCUUAUCAGGUUAUUCAUAAAUUUCGCAGUUAUGGCGAUCCGUGUCACCAUUAACUACUCCGGCUUCCUGGCCCAGAACAUGGCCUCCUCGGCCGGUUUUCGUCCCGGAAAUUGCCGAACCUUCCAUGAAUGCUUCAUUCUAUCUCGCUUCUUCGCCUCCCCUAACCAAAAUCCCGAUCUCGAUCCACCCCCGACCCGUAGUUACAGGCGAAACCCUAAUUGCUGGUCGUCGUGGAAUUCGGCUUCUAUGCACACUACCCUCGCUGGUGAAAUAUUUGGUGGCAGCUGUAGGAGCCCGAUCAUGGUUGGCUUGAUCGACUUGAUGAAGUCAACGGUUGGUGUUCAGGCUCCUUCGAGUGUCGGUAUGUUUGGCAUUUCUCCGUUCAAGGUCACUUCGAUGAUCCCUUUUUUGCAGGGAUCGAAGUGGCUGCCUUGCAACGAGGCCUUUCUGGGGUCUGAAAGCGAUGACGUGGACAAAGGAGGGACCAAGCACGGUGGCGAUGGUAUUGAACUCCAUGAUGGUAGUGUGAGCUUUCAUCCAACACAAAACGGGUUUGAGAGGAGUGAAAGCUGGUUAUCCCGGAUGUUGAAUCAAUGCUCUGAGGAUGCCAAGGCUAUGUUUACGGCGAUGACUGUCACUCUGCUCUUCCGGUCAUCCUUGGCUGAGCCGAGAUGUAUUCCUUCUGCUUCUAUGUCCCCAACCCUUGAUGUUGGUGACCGCAUCGUAGCAGAGAAGGUUUCAUAUUUUAUCAGAAGGCCUGAGGUCUCUGAGAUUGUAAUAUUUAAGGCACCCCCGAUCCUGCAGGAAAUUGGUUUUAGUUCGGGGGAUGUGUUCAUAAAAAGAAUUGUGGCGAAGGCUGGAGACUAUGUUGAAGUAAGCUUCCAUAUUUUCUCUCUUUUGUAUCAUUUACCACUGGUGGUCUUUAUUCACACCCCCUUACCCCUUUCACGAUGUUUAUUUCUACCUUUCUCGUUCUCAAAAAUAACUAAGGAAGAAGAUUUUGCUCUGGAGCCUCUGUCAUAUGAAAUGGAACCAAUGCUUGUGCCAGAAGGUCAUGUCUUUGUGUUGGGAGACAAUCGCAAUAACAGUUUUGACUCUCAUAACUGGGGUCCGCUUCCAAUCAAGAACAUUGUUGGUAGAUCAGUGUUGCGUUAUUGGCCUCCAUCCAGAGUGUCAGGACACUACUCCUGAGCUCAAUGCAGAGAAGAAUGCUGUGGCAAUUCCUUGAGGCUUGCCAAACUCAGGCUUAUAUCCAUAUGUUGUUCUUCAGCAUUAUUUUGCUCUCUCUGGGCUAAAACGUAUUCGGUUGUGAAUAUUUUUUGCAUUUUUUUUCUCCUGCCAUUCUUGGAUGGAUUUUCUCCAUCCCAUCUGUUUGCUUUAGUUUUUUUGGUGGCCCAACUAACUGGCCUAGCAGAAAUUCUUUUCUGUAUUCAGAUCUUUAACUUAUUUAAUGCAUUAAGCAAAAGGCAGAUUUGACAUUCUAGUAUUGAUC
Molecule: messenger RNA, 1812 nt
Organism: Tripterygium wilfordii
Lineage: Eukaryota; Viridiplantae; Streptophyta; Magnoliopsida; Celastrales; Celastraceae
Product: probable thylakoidal processing peptidase 2, chloroplastic
Exons: 6
Coding region: 351-1511 (386 amino acids)
Biological process (GO): thylakoid membrane organization
Cellular component (GO): chloroplast thylakoid membrane
Molecular function (GO): serine-type endopeptidase activity
Source: RefSeq, a predicted model, not a curated record